This is a messenger RNA of Nomascus leucogenys (northern white-cheeked gibbon), 599 nucleotides long. RefSeq names its product phospholipid phosphatase 2-like. The coding region runs from base 72 to 599 and encodes 175 amino acids. Gene Ontology annotation, biological process: signal transduction; phospholipid dephosphorylation; phospholipid metabolic process. Gene Ontology annotation, molecular function: phosphatidate phosphatase activity. The record is from RefSeq and is a predicted model, not a curated record. The transcript has 3 exons. NCBI's taxonomy places the organism in Eukaryota, Metazoa, Chordata, Mammalia, Primates, Hylobatidae.
CCACGUGACCCCGCGGCCGGGCCAGGACGCGACGGGACGCGCUGGGACCGGCGUCGGGGGUCCCGGGGACCAUGCAGCGGAGGUGGGUCUUCGUGCUGCUCGACGUGCUGUGCUUACUGGUCGCCUCCCUGCCCUUCGCUAUCCUGACGCUGGUGAACGCCCCGUAUAAGCGAGGAUUUUACUGCGGGGAUGACUCCAUCCGGUACCCCUACCGUCCAGACACCAUCACCCACGGGCUCAUGGCUGGAGUCACCAUCACGGCCACCAUCGUCCUCGUCUCUGCCGGGGAAGCCUACCUGGUGUACACAGACCGGCUCUAUUCUCGCUCUGACUUCAACAACUACGUGGCUGCCGUAUACAAGGUGCUGGGGACCUUCCUGUUCGGGGCGGCCGUGAGCCAGUCUCUGACAGACCUGGCCAAGUACAUGAUCGGGCGUCUGAGGCCCAACUUCCUAGCCGUGUGCGACCCCGACUGGAGCCGGAUCAACUGCUCGGUCUAUGUGCAGCUGGAGAAAGUGUGCAGGGGAAACCCUGCGGACGUCACCGAGGCCAGGUGGGUGUGGACUAGCAGCCUUCACUCUUGGGGGAAUGGGAGCUGA